Penicillium cataractarum is the source of this 2022-nucleotide messenger RNA. RefSeq lists its product as uncharacterized. The record is from RefSeq and is a predicted model, not a curated record. Gene Ontology annotation, molecular function: protein binding. The transcript has 2 exons. The coding region runs from base 1 to 2022 and encodes 673 amino acids. Lineage: Eukaryota; Fungi; Ascomycota; Eurotiomycetes; Eurotiales; Aspergillaceae.
AUGCGUCAGCAAGGCACAGGGCUAUGGUUUCUAGAUUCACCAGAGUUCCAGAGCUGGCUAUCUCAGCCUAAGCAAGUCUUGUUUUGUCCUGGAAUCCCAGGAGCCGGAAAGACGAUUAUGAGCUCGAUUGUGAUCGAUUUCCUUAAGAAUAAAUUUGCAGAAGAUCUCGAGGUUAAAACUGCAUUUUUGUUCUGCAGCUAUCAGUCCCAGCAUGCGCAAAGAUCAGACGACCUGCUGUCCAGUAUUCUGAGACAGCUUGCGUACAAGGAUAGCGGGGAGCUAUGCUCGCAUGUAUAUGAUCUUUACAAAUCCAUGCCUCCAAACGAUUGCACUGCUCUGGAUCACAAUCUGGUUGCCCCGACACUAUCAUGCACGGCAAGCUCAUACAAGAGAAUAUUUAUCGUGAUUGAUGGUCUCGAUGAGCUUGGCCCUUCGAAACCGGAGCAACAACAGACACUACUGUCAGAACUUUUCAAGUUACAGAAAGUUUUUCCAGUGAACAUACUGGCCACUUCGCGGUUUGUCUCUGAAAUCCUUGGUGAAUUUGAAGAAUACCCGCAGAAGGAGAUUAGGGCAGUCGAUGAAGAUGUGCUCAGUUACGCAAAUACAAGGAUCCCACUUUUAGUGCGUGGUACCAUAACGAGCAAUCCCGCAACCCAAGACGAGGUUCGAAAGAGCAUUGUGACAAGCGCAGAUGGAAUGUUUCUGCUUGCCACGCUACACUUGGAUCACCUCAUGGGAUUCCCGACUGUGGGAGAAUUGAAAGAGGCCCUGCCGCUUUUGUCUCGUGGUGAAACGGGUCUUUUUGGAGCCUAUGACUUGGCGAUCGAAAGAAUCAAAGCUCAGGCCCCGUCUUGCGCGCGAUUGGCAACCAAAGUUCUAUCCUGGCUUACCUACGGCAGGCGACCACUUUAUGAAGAUGAGUUGCAACAUGCACUUGCGACCCGAGACAAUAUGAGCGAACUAGACCCAGAGUUCAUGCCGCCGGCUGAAAUGAUCGAUUCAUUCUGUGCGGGGUUGGUUAUUCGGGAAAGAGAUACCAAAAUUGUUCGACUCGUCCAUUAUACCACCAAGGAAUAUCUCCUGGGCAGCGCACUUCUCAGCAAUGCAGAAGCAGAACUUGCCAGGAGCUGUCUUGCCUAUCUUUGUCUGCCAACCUUUUCUGUUGGUCGUUGCUCGAGUAAAUACGAUUACAAGGAGAGAUUGAAUAUGUAUGCCCUCUACGACUAUGGUGCCAAAUAUUGGGGGGCUCAUGCGGCAGCUGUGAUGGCUGACUGCACUGAAAUCGAGGUCUCCGUUCACAAGCUCUUGAGCAUGGAUUGCUAUGUAUCUGCUGCUAGCCAGGGGCUAAUCCUCCCUCCAAUCAGCCAAAAAGAAAACAAAAUUACCGACGUUUCCAUGUGGGGACCGUGGAGCCGAUGCCCUAGCCAGGUCACAGGCAUGCACCUUGCAGCCCACUUUGGGCUAAGGGACGUCAUGGCCUACUUAUUGAACCAUAAUGAAGACCUCCUCGCCAUGGAUUCCAGGGGCCAAUCACCUCUCGUCUAUGCAGCAGAGGCGGGGCAUACAGAAACAGUCCGGUUCAUUCUUGCCGCUUCUGGGAACAAGAGCAUAGAUACCAAGGACGCAGACGGCCAAACACCACUUUUAGCAGCAAUUUCCAAGGGGAACAAUACCUUGGCCAAACUACUCAUCGACCUUGGUGCUGAUAUCAAUGAGCAAAAUGAGCAAGGUCAUUCAGCAUUGAGCCUUGCCGCAAGGGUGGACAACGUCGUUCUGAUGCAGACCCUUCUGGACAAGGGCGCCAAUGUGAACGCAGCGAAUAUGUCUGGAGCUACCCCCCUUCACGAAGCAUCGAGGGUGCACAACGUCGAUUUUGUAAAAGUUCUACUCGAGAAAGGAGCCCUGGUGGAUCCUCUCGAAAAAACCCCGACCCCGCUGCAAUAUGCUCUGUAUUCCUGCACAGUUAAUAAAUGCAGUUUUGAAGCUGAGGAGACCGUGAGACUGCUGUUAGAGGCUUGA